GUCAGUAAUAUAUAUACUGAAAACAAAAUCUGUCUUAAUACACUAUUAAGUUGUACAAUAUUUUUGUAUUUAAUAAAUUUCAGUUAAAAAUAAAAUAAUUUUAUUAUCUAAAAAUGAAAAAAAAUUUAUUUUCGUGUCUUCUAAUAGCUAUCAAUAUGUAUAUUGUAUUGGCUCGCGAUCGAGUUAUAUGGCCCAAAUUUAAGAAUGAUAAUUCAAAUUUAUUUAAAUUGGAAAAUUCUGAGCAAGAGGACAAUCUUGAUAAAUUAAUUUUCAAAAUAUUUCAUGAAUCAAAUGAUCGCGAUCAAGUUAUCUGGCCCAAAUUUAAUAAUCAUAAUUCUAAACAAGAGGACAAUCUUGAAAAAUCAAAAGAUCCACAGGAUUUACUUAAUGCUGAAACAAAUUUUACUGAUGGAUUGCAAAUAUUCGCUGACAACUUGUACAAGACAGCGUCAAAAAAUAAAGUAGACAACGUUUUAUUAUCUCCUUUGAGUAUAAAUGUAGCAUUAGGUAUGAUUGCCUCUGGAGCUGAAGGGAAUACUAAAACUGAAAUACUCAAAACUCUUCAUUUUAGAGAAAAUGAGCAACUAGUGAAAAUCAGUUAUAAAAAUCUUAUCGAUAAUUUAAUGAAUGUCACAGGCUUAACACUUCAAAUUUUAAACAAAGUGUUCAUCAAUGAUAAAUUACAAGUAAAGUCAGAAUUUAAAGAUGUCUUAUUAAACAAUUUUCACGCAGAGGAGGAACAAUUAAAUUUUAUUGAUUCCGAAACAGCGGCAAAAUCUAUUAAUACAUGGGUUUCAAGAGGAACAAAUGAUAAAAUCAAAAAUAUUGUUAAACCUGAUGAUUUGAGUGAAGAUACAGCCAUGAUUAUCACCAAUGUUGUUUAUUUUAAAGGCGAAUGGAAAAAUAAAUUUUCUAAAGUUGAUAGACAAAUUUUUUAUACUAAUAGCAAUAAAGAAACUUUAGUUCCAAUAAUGUAUCAAUACGCUGAUUUAGAAUUUGGAUAUGCUUCUGAUAUAAAUGCUACAUUCAUAGAAUUACCAUACAAGAAUGAGAAUCUUAAAAUGCUUAUUGUACUUCCUAAUUUAAUUGACGGUCUUGAACAAGUUGAAAAAAGUUUAGAGACAAUGAACCUUAAAACUCUGAGACAAAAACGCUAUUUAUCUAAAGUUGAUUUAUAUUUGCCCAAAUUUCGUGUUGAAAAUACAAUUGAUUUGAAUGAAGUUUUACAAGAGAUGGGUAUGAAAGAAAUGUUCUCGCCUUUCGCAAACUUUAGCGGAAUUUCAGAAGGAAAUCUUCAAGUGAGUAAAAUUAAGCAAAAAACUUUCAUUGAAGUCAAUGAAAAUGGAGCUGAAGCUGCUGCAGUUUCUGAAAUUGAAAUCGGUUGGAAAAUAGGUGGUGAAGAUAAUCCUAAAUUGUUUGUUGUUGAUCAUCCGUUUCAUUAUAAAAUUAUAAGAACAAUCGGUGAAAAUGAUGGUAUUGUAUUGUUUGCUGGAAACUGUAAAUAUAUAGAAUAAUUUACAAUUUCUUUUAUUUAAAAAAACACGUCUCUCUUUAUAUUUGUUUAAAUAUAAUAAAUUUUUUUUAGAAAUUAUGUUUUUAAAAAAAAUAAUUAAUCAUUUGUGUUUUUAAAAAAUGUAUAUUAAGAAUAUGUAUAAUAUAUUGAAUAGAAUAAAUCAAUUAUACGAUA
This is a messenger RNA of Leptopilina boulardi, 1687 nucleotides long. RefSeq names its product antichymotrypsin-2-like. The record is from RefSeq and is a predicted model, not a curated record. Lineage: Eukaryota; Metazoa; Arthropoda; Insecta; Hymenoptera; Figitidae. Gene Ontology annotation, molecular function: serine-type endopeptidase inhibitor activity. The coding region runs from base 114 to 1514 and encodes 466 amino acids. The transcript has 8 exons.